CUCAACAGCUCAAAACACAAAAGAUCUCAUAAAACUAGUAGUAUGAAAGAGAAGAAGAGAAUAAUGAAUAUACUGUAAGUAAAAUUCCUCUUCCCCUCGCCGCCGCCUGCCGCCGCCGUUGAAGCUGAAGGGAAGAGGAGGGGGAGGACGACAACCGGGCGCCCUGCUGCCUCCGGCACGAGCUGCGGCCUGCUGCUGCCGGUACACAGCCUCGUGUGCUAACCACCGCCCCGGAGGCGGUUCUUGAGUUUUGGUCGCUGGUUGGGCGGUGGCGGCGCUGCGGCUAGCUGGUUGCUGGGAGAGAGAUGGCGCCAGUGAGGAGGAAGCGCGGCGCAUCCGCGGCUGCCGCAGCGGCGGCGGCCGCAGCGCAGUGGAAGGCCGGCGACCUGGUGCUCGCCAAGAUGAAGGGCUUCCCCGCAUGGCCAGCCAUGAUAAGUGAACCAGAGCAGUGGGGUCUACCUUCUGUUAAAAAUAAGCGUCUGGUCUACUUCUAUGGAACUAAACAGAUUGCUUUCUGCAACUAUGCAGAACUGGAGGCGUUCACUGAGGAGAAAAGGAGGUCUCUACUUGCUAAGCGACAUGGCAAAGGGGCUGAUUUUGUAGGAGCAGUUGACGAGAUAAUUGAUGUUUACGAUUCUUUGAAGGAAGAUAGUAACAAGCCUGAUCUGACUGCCGAUGAAGUGAAACCAGGUGAAGAAAAUCUUGGUGAUAGUAAUAGCAGAUUGGAUACUAAAGGUCUAGCUAAGAGCUCUAACAUGUGUAGUGAUAAAAAAUUAGAAGACCAUUCAGUCACAGCAAGAGGUCGCAACUUGGUCACUGCUGAUGCGCCUUCUGUCACUUUAACUGGGAGUGAGCGAUGCGUUGUAAAUUCUGCUCCUGACGGGCCUACUGAAAACAUAUCCAUGCUUGACGAGAUGAGGAAUAUCGCUUUGUCUGCUAGUUCAUUUUCGAAAAAAAAACUAAGGGAUGCACACCCUCAGAACUGCUACACACGGAGUAGGGCUCCAACUUUGCGGAUGUUGAGGAGUUCAUUGAGUGUUGAAAACAGAAAAGUUCAGGGGUCUUGUAAGCUUUUGGGUGAAACCAGCUUGGCUUCUGUUGAUUUGGUUUCUGAUGACAAUAAGGAAGAUUUGACUAUUCUUAAAUACCGAGAGCAUGACAAGGCAAACUCAGCCCCCCUUUCUAUGCUGGAUGAGGUUUGUGUGCAUUCAAGUGUAGGUACCUUCAAUCAACCUGGAACUCCUGGGGCUAGUGACUGCAAUAAAAAAUUGUAUUCUACUGCUAAGGUAGAUAAUACCUGUGACAGCGAAGCAUCUCAAAAUGGAGCUUCAGCGAUAGAAUUAAAAUCAAAUGGUGCAUCAACUUUUCCCAUGAAAUCAACAGUAAUUUUCAAGAGAAAAAGGAAGCCAAAUAGAAAUUGGAUCCCUCAUGCUACAGAUUGUAUGACACCCAAUAAGGACGAGGAAUUCCAGGUUGAGUUGAGUGGAAGACUCACAGACUCUCCAAAUUCAAAGAAUGAAUUUAAUAAGUUAGACAGAGAUGACCACUUGCCGUUGGUCAAAAGAGCAAGGGUUCGAAUGGGAAGGCCUCUGUCAGUGGCUUCACCAAAGACAGUUGGGCAGAUUGAUGUUCCUAAUAAUAUAUCAGGGUUUGUUGCACCUGCUGAGCACUCUGUUAUGCAUAUCGGCAAUGCUUCUUCCGCUGCUCAGUCAUCCAUAUUAAACAUGCCUGUCCUGCCAGGGGAUGGUAACUCUGUCUGGAAGAAUAAAGAGUACCAAUCAAGGGGUUUAACAUUGGAUGUGGAAGCUGCUUUGCCACCAUCAAAACGCCUCCAUCGUGCUUUAGAAGCUAUGUCUGCUAAUGCUGCGGAAACUAUUAGUAGUCUUCCUGAAGAGAGAGGAUCAAAGCAGUUGAUACUAAAUGGUUGUUUGUCUGCAGAAAACAGCCAUUCUAGUAAAUCGGGAGACACAGUAGUCAAAAGCCCUGACAGAUCUGGAAUAAUUGGAAGCCUUGGAUCAUCAGGCAUGCAAUUAAUGCAUAGCUCAACAGGUCGAACACACACCUCAGGAUUGAUUUUACAGAAUACAAAUGUAGUUGUUUCCAUGAAACUGAAUGAGCCUGCCCUUGAUGUGACACAGACCAUAGCUGUACAUGAUCGGUUAUCUUCAUCUUCUUGGAAACCUAGCUGUAAUGAUGUCUCCAAGCUAAUCAGCUACAAUAGUGAUAGAAAACCAAUCGGCUGCCCUGCUUUUGAUGUUAACAGGAGUGAUGACAGAUGUGGUGAACCAGUUGACCGACCAAAGUUUCUUCUUUCUGAUGAUAAUGUGAACAGUGAUUCAAUAUCACGUUGUGAUACUGUUUUAGCAUCAGCAGUCAAUAUUUGUGAUACCACAAGCACCUCUUCAUUGGCUACCAAGUCUUCAAGUAUACAGUCUGAUGCAGAUACCCGAACAUUUGAAGUGCACACCUUCUCAGCUUUGGCAUUGAAAGAACUGAACCACAGAAACCUGAAGGAUAGGUGCACCUCUCCAGAUGCAAUGCCUAUGAAAGAACACAUUGCUGUUGCCCAAGCUAGAAGGUUCUCUCGGGCAACUUCCUUUUCAGAUAACUUCUUGAAUGGCAGGUAUAUUUCGAAAUCUUUAGUCGGCACACUUCUUAAGGAAGGACGGGGAGAGCUUUCACCUUCGAAUCAGAUAAUCAGGUCCACCACUACAAAUGACAGUGUUCAUUCUAGGAGUCCUUUAGAUAACCCACAAGGGAAUGAUGUGAAAGAACUAGCAGGAGCAACGGGGCUAAAUGCAGCAUGGAAGGCUUUUGGAGCUUUUCUUGGUAGGCUGACAAGAACAAAAGAAAACAUAGCACGUGCAACAUGUCUUGCUAUUGAUUGCGCUAAACAUGGUAUUGCUUGGGAGGCAAUUGAUAUUAUUGUUGAAUGCAUGGAAAGGGACAAUUUUUUUAAGAGGGUUGACCUUUUCUUUCUUGCCGAUUCAAUAACUCAAUACUCUUGCAAUCAGAAAGGUGGAACUGGUGAUGUAUUCCCCUCCGUUAUUCCGGCGGUUCUGCCUCGUUUACUUUAUGCUGCUGCACCUCCUGGAAAUUCGGCAUGGGAGAAUCGAAGGCAAUGUCUCAAGGCUAGUGCCUUCUAUAAUCUGGUAGAAUAGAUGGCAUAUACAAUGUUCCUUUCCCCACCCAUUACAUGUUUUUAUCUAUUGUUAGGUUCUGAAACUUUGGCUUGAGAGGAAAACACUUCCAGAAUACAUCAUUCAUCACCAUAUUAGAGAACUCGAGGUUAUCAAUGAGGCAUCUUUUGGCAGCUCUCGCCGUCCUUCAAUGACAGAGAGAGCUUUAAA
This is a messenger RNA of Hordeum vulgare subsp. vulgare (domesticated barley), 3350 nucleotides long. RefSeq names its product protein HUA2-LIKE 2-like. The record is from RefSeq and is a predicted model, not a curated record. Gene Ontology annotation, molecular function: double-stranded DNA binding; transcription coregulator activity. Gene Ontology annotation, cellular component: nucleus. Gene Ontology annotation, biological process: regulation of transcription by RNA polymerase II. Lineage: Eukaryota; Viridiplantae; Streptophyta; Magnoliopsida; Poales; Poaceae.